Pseudomassariella vexata is the source of this 1002-nucleotide messenger RNA. RefSeq lists its product as uncharacterized. The transcript is spliced from 2 exons. The record is from RefSeq and is a predicted model, not a curated record. Bases 1 to 1002 code for a protein of 333 amino acids. Gene Ontology annotation, molecular function: nucleic acid binding. NCBI's taxonomy places the organism in Eukaryota, Fungi, Ascomycota, Sordariomycetes, Amphisphaeriales, Pseudomassariaceae.
AUGUACACAGAUUUCGAAAAAUGGAUGAGACGGUGCCUACCGUGCCAACAGUGGAACCCGCGACGAUUCAAGGAACAAGAACAGUACACUGUACCAGUUGGGCAUCCAUUUGCGAAAAUCCAUCUUGAUGUACAACACCUUCCCCUUCAUCAAGGCAUAAAGUAUCUGCUGGAGGGGCGAUGCUAUCUUACUGGGUACGUGGAAGCAGAAGCGAUCAGGAAGUGUACUUCGAAGGCCAACAUACUGGCGAAGCUUAACAUUCAGCAAAUCACUACCUCCCCGUACAAUGCCAGAGCGAAUGGUAUUAACGAAUCUGGGCAUAUCUCUAUUGCCAGCAGCCUGGCAAAAAUGACAGACGGUACUGGGAAGAGUUGGAGAUCACUGCUACCAGCUGUGUUAUUCGCUGAUCGAACCUCGAUCCGAUCUACAACAGGAAAGACUCCUUUUCGACUUGUCCAUGGAUAUGAUCCAAUCACUCCAAUUGAGAUGGAUCUUCUAUCAUGGCGGAUACUUGACUGGCAAUCGAUAAUUCCUCUGGAAACUGGAGACAAAAUCAAGGAUGCUCAAGCUGCCCAUGAGCUUCUCAAACUCAGGAUCCAGAGCAUGGAAGACAGAGACCUUGAAUUCAAGGAUAUUGCUAUGAAAGUCGGUCAACCAAGACAAAAAAUGGCAGAAUGGAGGAAUGCGAAGAAUAAAAGACUGCUCCGACCAAAGAUAGGAGAGGUCACAAUUGGAGAUCUUGUUCUGGUGUAUGACAAUAUCAGAUCUAUCGAUAUGUCAUUAAGCAGGAAACUUACGUUCAGAUGGCGUGGACCAUUCAGAGUCAGGGGCAUCAGUUCGAAAAAGGCUUACUACCUUUGUACCUUGGACGGGAUUCAAAUCGAGACGCCAUUUAGCCCUGAUCGAAUCAAGAAGCUGUACAGUAUCAACGACGUACUACUUCGAGAUGACGAAUUACCACUUCUCACUCAAGAGCCGCUCGAAGAACAAGAAGUUGAAUAA